AUGUACAGUAGUUUCGAUGCUUUCAAGCCGCAUUUUAAUGCUUUGGCAAGAGUUGGAUAUUUUAAAAUGGUUUUUAAGUCGUCUUCUAAAAUUAAGCAAACCUUGAACAUAUAUUACCGUGUUUUUGUUUGGUUUUUUGUUAUUUUAUAUAAUUUACAACAUGUUUUACGUGUAAUUCAGGUCCGGCACAGCACAGAUGAAAUUGUGAAUACAUUAUUCAUUCUGCUAACAACCCUAAACUCCUUGGGCAAACAGGUCGCUUUUAAUAUGCGCACAGCGCGCAUCGAUCGUCUUAUUAAUAUAAUUAACGGAUCCUUUUUUGCCCCUGGCAAUAAGUACCAAGAUGACGUCAUGAGGAAGAACGCUACGUCCAUGCUACGACUGUUACGUAUGUAUCACUGUGCGAUAUUCCUAUGUGCUUUCAUGUGGACGAUAUUUCCCCUUGUCAACCACGCUUUGGGAGAAAAUGUUCAGUUCACUGGAUACUUUCCAUUUGAUACCAGUAAGACGCCAAUAUUUGAAUUAACAGUUGCAUACAUGUCCAUACUAAUAACACAACAAGCGUACGGCAAUGUUACAAUGGAUUGCACUAUUGUUGCAUUUUAUGCACAAGCAAAAACGCAAUUGCAAAUGUUAAGAUACGAUCUUGAGUAUUUAUACGAUACAGAUGGAGAAAAUAAUAAAGAUAUUCACAAAGUUGUAUUAAAAACUUACAAGGAUGUUGAAAGCAUAAGAUUUAGAAGAUUAUUGCAAAGGAAAUUUGUAACGUGUAUACAACAUCAUCAACAGAUUUUAUGGUUUGUUAAGGAAGUACAGUCAAUAUUUGCGGAAGCCAUGGUCGUACAAUUCUUCGUCAUGGCGUGGGUCAUCUGUAUGACCGUCUAUAAGAUAGUGGGGCUUAGUAUACUGUCAGCGGAGUUUUUCUCGAUGGCCAUGUAUUUGGUGUGUAUGCUGGCACAACUCUUUAUUUACUGCUACUAUGGAACUCAACUUAAAUAUGAGAGUGAAUGUGUGAAUCAAUCAAUCUACGACUCUGAAUGGAUAUUGCUAUCCCCAGCGGCGAGGCGUCACCUCCUCAUCCUGAUGGUUCGCUGCUCGCGCCCUCUAGUGCCGAGCAUAGCUCACAUUGUGCCCAUGUCUAUCGAUACUUACAUUUCUAUUCUCAAAUCUUCAUAUACAUUGAUCACUUUUUUGGAUCGAAAAUAA
This is a messenger RNA of Papilio xuthus (Asian swallowtail), 1206 nucleotides long. RefSeq names its product Odorant receptor 85f. The record is from RefSeq and is a predicted model, not a curated record. Bases 1 to 1206 code for a protein of 401 amino acids. NCBI's taxonomy places the organism in Eukaryota, Metazoa, Arthropoda, Insecta, Lepidoptera, Papilionidae. Gene Ontology annotation, biological process: detection of chemical stimulus involved in sensory perception of smell; sensory perception of smell. Gene Ontology annotation, cellular component: plasma membrane. Gene Ontology annotation, molecular function: olfactory receptor activity; odorant binding. The transcript has 8 exons.